GAUGUCACCAGUGUUGUAGUGACAACAAACUCACUGAGAUUUCUCAGUCAGAGGCUGGACAUUGCAGUGAUGGCCUUGUUUGCCCGACUCUGCAGACUUUUUCAGAGAGCCAAUGUGGAUGGGAGUGAUACCAGAGAGGGGAGGAAGGAUGCUGACCUUCCAUCUGAGAGGAAUGAAGGACGAAGUAGGGGGACUUGGCGAAUGUGGAUGGCUCUCAGACAGACAUCAUCCCCUGUACCUGUCAUAAGCAAGAAGCAGUUUGAGAAGGAAGAGAAAAAGCUGAUCAAAGAGAUCCAGCUCACUACCGAGGAGACAAAUGAGCUGAGAGAUCGCCUGAUCUACGUGACUGAGGGAUCCAUGAACAAGAGGCCCUACCACAGGCAAAAUCCCCUUUAUGAAAAAUUGAAGUUAAAGGAGAAGGAGAUCAUGACAUUUCUACACAACUUAGAGAUGGAGAACAUGGAGGCCAAAGAGACCAAGCAGGAGCUCAAGAAGGAGACACAUUUCUAUCGUAACCUGCACAGCCGGCUCCUGAUGGAGGAGAAUCUUAUAAAGAAGAAGUUGAUGACAUUGCAGCAGGAGAGCAAGGAAGUACAGGCUGAUUGGGCCAUCAUUCACCAAUGUUUGUUGGAAUUGAACCUGAGUGGAAAAGACGAACAGGAGAACAGCAAUCUUGAGACUCCAGAAUAUCAGGUCUCAGAAGCUGCAAGAGAGCUGGGAUUGGCCACAGCUGAAGAAGACAGCAUCCUGCAGAAUGAGUUGCCAGGCCAGGAGGCCCCUGCUGAGCACCAUCUCCAGCACCCACAAUCUUCCUCGGAUGAAUCUUCUUCCAUAUAAUUCAUUUUCUUAGGGUGAAUAGGCCUUUACAAGGAAGCCAUGGCUGAUUCAGGGCGUUGUUCCCUUUUCUCUUCAGACAACGUCUCUUGGCAGAGAACUGAGGCGGCUGCACUGAUACCUAGUGUCCAAGAGGAGCAGCAGGCUGGAGGGCUGUGCUGCUAAAAGUGCAGAAAGCGAAAGCAGCUGAACAAUAAUUUUCCUUUAGAGUUUUGGUUUAAGUUUUUAUUUUUGAUCUUUGAGUUAUUGUUACGUUAUUUAGAAGUUAUAUGUUCUUGUUCUUUUAUUUCAUUGUUUGUUUUUGCCUUUAUCUCUAUAUUAAUUGAACUUUUAAAACCUAUUUUUUAAAAAUUCUAUUUCUUAUGAAUAAAAAUUGAUUUGCAAGUAGUGACUCUUGAGACCAUC
Molecule: messenger RNA, 1239 nt
Organism: Mus musculus (house mouse)
Lineage: Eukaryota; Metazoa; Chordata; Mammalia; Rodentia; Muridae
Gene: Speer4e1
Product: spermatogenesis associated glutamate (E)-rich protein 4E1
Exons: 5
Coding region: 70-837 (255 amino acids)
Source: RefSeq, marked validated